Hippoglossus stenolepis (Pacific halibut) is the source of this 1682-nucleotide messenger RNA. RefSeq names its product CD81 antigen. Gene Ontology annotation, cellular component: membrane. Bases 197 to 916 code for a protein of 239 amino acids. The record is from RefSeq and is a predicted model, not a curated record. NCBI's taxonomy places the organism in Eukaryota, Metazoa, Chordata, Actinopteri, Pleuronectiformes, Pleuronectidae. The transcript has 8 exons.
UCCUCUCCACUGUGGUGGGCAGUUCCUCGUCUCGGUUUUCACUCUGGAUUAUAAAGGAGGAGUUUCCAGCGUUGAAGCCUGAAUAAACCUGAGUCCUGUGGCAGAGACGUGCCUGUUACCGGACCGUGGACUGGGCUCACACAGUGUUUGUUUUUUUUGUCCAAAACAAGAAGGAGCUGAUAAACACACUGGCAUCAUGGCUGUGGCGGGCUGCACGAAAUGCAUAAAAUAUAUGUUAUUCUUCUUUAAUUUUAUUUUCUGGCUGGCCGGAGGUGUGAUCUUAGGAGUGGCCCUGUGGCUGCGCCAUGACAGUCAAACCAGCAACCUCCUCAUACUGCAGUUUGAGGGCCACCAGGCACCGGGCACUUUCUAUAUCAGCGUGUACAUACUGAUCGCUGUGGGAGCGGUGAUGAUGCUCGUUGGCUUCCUGGGAUGUUACGGUGCCAUUCAGGAGUCUCAGUGUCUGCUGGGCACAUUCUUCUUCUUCUUGGUCAUCCUGUUUGCCUGUGAAGUGGCUGCAGCAAUCUGGGGUUUCAUGAACAGGGACACAAUCUCCAAAGAGCUGAUCAACUUCUACGACUCUGCAUACAUCAAAGCUGUGGACGUCUCCGGGUCUCCCAGUAAAGACGCUGCCAUCAAGGUCCUGGAUGUUUUCCACACUACGCUCGACUGCUGUGGUAAAGGUGAUGACACAGCGCUCUUCAAACAAGUGUCCAGCACCUUGUGUCCAAGGCAGUCUGCAGUGGAAUUUCUGAAAUCUCAGCAGAGCUGUCACCAGAAACUGAUCGAGCUGUUCUCCGAGAAGCUCCACCUGAUUGGUCUGGCCGCGCUGGUGGUGGCUGUCAUCAUGAUCUUUGAGAUGAUCUUCACCAUGGUGCUCUGCUGUGGGAUCCGCAACAGCCCUGGAGCGUAUUAGGACUCCAGCCAACAGGCAGCAUCAGUGUAUAAUGGGAUUAUUUUUAUUAUGUUUCAGCUCCUUUUCCUUUUGAUUAUAACACUAGAUGGAUAUCUCCCCUUUUUAUUUUAGAUUAGAAACAAUGAAUUGAUUUUGAUACUGCUCAUCUAUCAUUGCUGUUAUUUUAGCUUCUGUGUGUCGGAUGUUCUUUAUUAUUUAUCAUACAACACUUCAUAUGAAUCUUUUAUAUUAUUUACAGUAUUUUUGUGAAAGGUUUCUCUCAAGUCAUUAAACUUAUUGCUGUUGGAUGUAUAAAUUGUAUAUAUAUACAUAAACUUUGUAUAUGUUAAUAACACUUAGGAGAGUCCAUGUAUUCCCUGGUUGUUUGUGGCUGCAGUGUUAGUGUAACGAUAUGAUUUAGCAGGGUUUCAUGGACUAAGCUUCUGUCCUACUCUCGCCUGUAUGUCCUUUAGUCAGCUUUAUGUUUCUGCUAUGUGUGUUUUGUCUUUAUUAGCACAAAACAAGUUACUUAUCCUGUUUUAGUAAUGCUAAGAAAUGAUGUCACCUCCUUUGUACUAUUGAUUUUCCACCCUUUUCUCUCCUGAUCCAUUCAGAUUAAGUAAUUUCUUAUCAUAAGUAUCAUGUCUAUAAAUUUUGAGUAGUAGAGGAAUUCUGACUUUUCAGUUGAUUAUUUCUAGAGGCCUGAAGAGGCAAAACUACAGUAUUUUGUAAAAGAGUAGCAAAUAACAGAGAUAAGUCUGGAAAAUAAAGAUGUUUUGAGUAUCAA